Metschnikowia bicuspidata var. bicuspidata NRRL YB-4993 is the source of this 1101-nucleotide messenger RNA. RefSeq names its product 3-deoxy-7-phosphoheptulonate synthase (gene ARO4). The transcript has a single exon. Gene Ontology annotation, molecular function: 3-deoxy-7-phosphoheptulonate synthase activity. The record is from RefSeq and is a predicted model, not a curated record. NCBI's taxonomy places the organism in Eukaryota, Fungi, Ascomycota, Pichiomycetes, Serinales, Metschnikowiaceae. Gene Ontology annotation, biological process: aromatic amino acid biosynthetic process. Gene Ontology annotation, cellular component: cytoplasm. Bases 1 to 1101 code for a protein of 366 amino acids.
AUGAGUAAGACUCCUAUCCCCGAAGAAUUCGAUGACACCAGAAUUUUGGGCUAUGAUCCAUUGAUUCCACCUGCGCUUCUUCAAAAUGAAGUGAGUGCUAAAAAAAACUCUUUGGAGGUGGUCAUUAGAGCAAGAAUCGACUCUGCGCAAAUCAUAGCAGGUACUGAUGACAGAUGUUUGGUUGUUGUGGGACCAUGUUCUAUCCAUGAUACCCAAGCAGCCAUGGAAUAUGCCAGACGGCUCAAAGAACUCUCACAGGAGUUGGAAGAUGACUUGGUCAUAAUCAUGAGAGCUUAUUUGGAAAAGCCAAGGACUACUGUCGGUUGGAAGGGUCUUAUCAAUGAUCCAAAUGUUGAUAACACUUUCGAUAUCAACAAAGGAUUGAGAGUAUCAAGACAAUUGUACGCUGACCUCACUGGUGAAGUGGGUGUUCCAAUCGGUUCUGAGAUGUUGGAUACCAUUUCUCCACAAUACUUCUCAGAUUUCUUGAGUUUUGGCGCUAUCGGCGCCAGAACUACUGAGUCUCAAUUACACAGAGAAUUAGCAUCAGGAUUAUCUUUCCCAAUUGGUUUCAAAAACGGUACAGACGGAAACAUCGGCGUUGCAUUAGAUGCAGUUCAAGCCUCCUCCAAAGGACAUCACUUCAUGGGUGUAACCAAAAACGGGUUAGCUGCCAUUACGACAACGAAAGGAAAUGACAACUGUUUCAUUAUCUUGAGAGGUGGUAAGAAAAUCACGAACUACGAUGCUGAGUCUGUCAGAAAUGCAAAAGAAAGUAUUGCUAAAAGUUCCGACCCAAGCAUCAAAUUGAUGGUGGAUUGCUCGCACGAUAAUUCCGAAAAGGAUUACAGAAAUCAACCGAAGGUUUUGGACUCUGUUAUCGAACAAAUUUCUGCGGGAGAGAACAGUCUAAUUGGCGUGAUGAUCGAAUCUCACAUCAAUGAAGGAAAACAAGGUAUGCCAAAGCAAGGCACAGGAAAAGAGAGCUUGAAGUACGGAGUUUCUAUCACUGAUGGGUGUGUUUCAUGGGAAACUACCGUCACUAUGUUGAGAAAACUCGCUGGGGCUGUGCAAGAGAGAAGGGCCAAAAACCAAGCUUAA